UCGAGAUCUAGUAAAACUUAAUGGAUGGGCAGAACAAAUGAAAACAAGUGUCAAUAUAAAAAAAAUCGCAUGGCGACGUUUAGAUACAUUUGAAUCCUACAAAAAUAUUCUUUUUAUUUUUUGGGUUUUAUACAAAAUAUUCUUGAUAAUGAACUUAGUGAUAUUGGUUGGACCGAUGAAGUAUUUCAAAAAUUUGCAAUGAAACAUCGAUUCAGGCAUUUUGCAUGUGAUUGUGUUAACGUUCGAGCGAAUGAAUAGUCCUUUUGGUUUGAUUAGAUGAUCUAAUAUAAUAUAUAUUAAAGAAUUAAUUAACAUUUUAAGAGAUAAAAUAAUUGACUUAUUAUUAUCAAGUUCGAAUUUCCCGUUGAAAACACAGAUUUUCAUAUGUUUAUGACAUUUUAAGAGAUGACAUAAUUGAUUUAUUAUUCUCAAGUUCGAAUUUCCUGUUGAAAACACAGAUUUUCAUAUGUAAUAAAACACAGAGAACUUUUUUAAAAGGCUUUUGUAUUAUUUUUUUGGUUUUUUUGGAAGUACAACAGGCUGUAAAAAAAAGAAACUAAACUAAAAAGAGAAUAAGAAACUCGACGGCUUGCUCCCCUAUGUUAGGAUUUUGUUUGUCUUUUGUUAUUCACUUAACCAAUUUUAAUCUAACUUUAUUUGUUUUUACCUAUUCAUCUGGAAGAAACAACCCGUUCUCAAGAAAAGAAAACAACUCGUUCUUGAGCAUCGUUAGAAAACAACAAUAACAAAUAAGAGAUUAAUUACUACAUUCAGAGCAACAAAGUUUUACCACAUAAUUAACGGUUCUAGAAGGCAAAUUAGAAAAUAUGAAAAAAUAUUGGUACAUGUAAUGAUUACAAUUAUUUUUUUGUACGAACAUUUUAUAAAAUAUGACUUGAUGGUAGCCAACCCUUUUGGUAGUGGAGAAAAUCUUGUAGUUGUGAGUGGAGUGUCCUAAUUUAAAAUAUACUUUAGGAGUCAAGAAUGUGAUCAUAUACCCAGGGAAUCUCAACAAAUGCAAAAUUUCAGUAUAUAUAACACGAUAUUUAUUGAAAACGUAUAUUAAAAUAAUUUCUCAGGCCAUCUUUUUCUAAAUAAAUAAAGAUAAAAUUAGUGAAGUCUCUUGAAAAAAAUUAACUAAACGAAAGAUUUAAGAAAGAGAGGCAUUCCAAUUCCCAACAACCAUGCUACUUUUUGUUGAUUAUAUACAUCUAUAAAUAAAACAGGAUUUCUUUCAAGAUUUGUACCAUAUUUUUAAAAGUCUAAAGUAUAUAUAAUUUUCUUGUAUAUAUUAUCUAUAAGGAGAUGGCCAGAUGGGAGAGGGCCAUUCAAGCAUCACUGUCUUUCUAUGGUGAGGGAAGGGCGGCUUUUGUGGAAACUUAGUUACCCUUUGGCAUUUUAUAAACAAUUUCAAUUCAGGGCUAGUGAUCGUUAUCGAAAAUAUUUUUUAUAUUAUCAAACCUUGGUUAGUCCAGUCCUGACUGGAGCAGAUAAAAUGGUUUCCCCUUCUCUUUUUUUUUUUUCUUUGGUUUCCCCUUCAUGCUUACAGUUUUUUCUCAGUUUACAACUUAGGAAAAUGUAGUGUUUUAUAUGAACACAUAGUUAAUAUCUUUAUUAUCACCAGCAAUGUUGAUCACCAGCUAUGUUUUAUUUCCACUGAAAAAAUACAAAAGGUAUACAAGUAUGAGUUGGUAUAUUCAACAAUGGAACACUAUGAGAGAUUCAGGACAUCUGCACGCUUAGAUUGUGUCAUAUUAAAUUAUAUUUGAUUUGUUUACUAUAAGAUAAUAACAACAAACUAAACUUAUAAAUUUAAAGUUGAUUUAUAUUUGUGAUGAUUGAAACCGACGUUUCUGAUAUUAGAUGUACGUUAAAAGAUACGAAGGGUUCUUUAAAAUUAAGCUUGGCUAUUUGCCGUCCAUCAUAUCGUUUGUCUACUAAAGCAUAUAUAUGUUUAAUACUACUAUUACACCACCUUUGUUUUAUAAUUUACACAAUGGAUUUUCUUAUACUACGGAAAAUUGAUACUGAACGGUCCAAGUUAAAUCACUGGGCUCAUUGUUCCACUUCCACUCAUAUUACACUUAUAAAACGAUCGCUCUUUCAAGUAACUUAAAAACAUAAGCCAAAGUCGGGUGAUCUCUUUUGUUAAAACACAGUCGUGUGAUCUCAAGCGUCUUCUCUCAUAAACCUAGAAACUAAUCCCAGACAUAAAAAAUAACAUGAAACUCUCAGCUUAUAUCAUUCAUACCAUUCUCUUCAUGUCGAUUGUAUUUGAUAAAAUAAAAUACAAUGAGGCAAGACAGUUGCAAACAGACGGUAAAGAUCGUGAUCAUCAAUUCACGGCCGGUUACACUGAUGAUUUCGGGCCUACUUCACCAGGUAAUAGUCCGGGCAUUGGUCAUAAGAUGAAGGAGAAUAAUGAUACUGUUGAAGGGCUUAAAGAUGACUUCAUGAAGCCUACAGCGACACCAGGACAUAGUUCCGACGUUGGACAUGCUGUCAAGAACAGUGAGCCUAAGGCUUAAAAAGAUUCAUAUAGUUUAGGGUACUGCUUAGUUGCUUUUACUAAAUUACUAUGUAUGUAUCCUUAAAAAAAAAGAAUUACAAUGUAUCCUAAAUUAUUGUGUUAAGUGUAAUUUCAAUUUAGUCUACGUAGUUUAUGAUAUGUCAUUCAUAAGUUGGUUGACUAUGAGUUAUUAGUUCAUUAAUAAAG
This is a messenger RNA of Brassica napus (rape), 2716 nucleotides long. RefSeq names its product precursor of CEP6. Gene Ontology annotation, biological process: root development; regulation of leaf morphogenesis; nitrate import. The transcript has a single exon. Gene Ontology annotation, cellular component: extracellular region. Gene Ontology annotation, molecular function: hormone activity. The coding region runs from base 2223 to 2528 and encodes 101 amino acids. NCBI's taxonomy places the organism in Eukaryota, Viridiplantae, Streptophyta, Magnoliopsida, Brassicales, Brassicaceae. The record is from RefSeq and is a predicted model, not a curated record.